Messenger RNA from Necator americanus (New World hookworm), 1266 nucleotides. RefSeq lists its product as uncharacterized. Gene Ontology annotation, molecular function: catalytic activity. The record is from RefSeq and is a predicted model, not a curated record. Bases 1 to 1266 code for a protein of 421 amino acids. The transcript has a single exon. Lineage: Eukaryota; Metazoa; Nematoda; Chromadorea; Rhabditida; Ancylostomatidae.
AUGGCGAACUGUACUUAUAACGCACGUACGCUUGCAUCGGAAGCAGCCAUCGAAGAUCUGAUGAUGCAAGCCAAGAAGAUCAAGUACGACGUCAUCGGACUGACCGAGACGAGACGACGUCACCCUCUCAACGCCGUAUAUGAAACUGGAGAAGAACUGUUCUUAGGAACAUGCGACAGUAGAGGUGCUGAUGGAGUUGGCGUCCUCGUCAACACGAGUAUGGCAAAGAACAUCGACUCUGUCGAACAACUUACGACCCGAAUCGGACUUCUGCGGAUGAGAAGAUGUGGUCCAACACCAGCUUUGACUAUCUCCGUCGCUUACGCUCCAACAUCAAGCUACGAAGAUGAAGAAGUCGAAGCUUUCUAUAUGGACCUGGAGAAGUUCUACCGAGAAGAUCAUGCCUUCUACAAGGUCAUAAUUGGCGAUUUCAACGCCAAAGUUGGCCCAAGAAGAACGCCGGAGGAACUUCACAUCGGGACCCACGGCCUACAAUUUAAUGACCAGGGAGAGAGGCUCUCCGAGUUCAUCAUGACGACUAAGACCAUCCAUGGGAACUCGCAAUUCCAGAAGCCCUCGUCUCUACGCUGCACGUGGGAGUCACCCGGUGGGGGGUACCGUAAUGAAAUAGACCACAUCAUCGUCAAUAAAAGGUUCUGCCUGACGGACGUCGCUGUUGUACCAAAGUUCUAUGCGGGAUCGGAGCAACGCAUCCUCCGAGGAAGAUUUUUCUUUACAAAGAGAGCAGAGAAAGUCGUCAAGUUCAGAGAGAGAAAUCCCAGGACUACCAUCAACUGGGAUCUCUUCGCUACGCUAGCCGGCUUUUGGGAAUAUUCCGCAAUGGACAACAUCGACGAGGAAAAUGACCGGCUUCUUGAACACCUUCACGACUGCGCGAAGAAGGCUGAGAGUUUUAAAACCACCAAGAGACGCCUGACUCUUGGAACUCUUGAGCUGAUACGCCAGCGUGGAGCAGUACAAGCCGCAGGGAACCAAGAACUUAUGUCCGAGCUCGCCAGGCUUUGCAGAGAGGCGAUAAAGGAAGACUUGAAAGCGAGAAGAGCAGAAGUGCUGGCUGAGGCUGCAGAGGCGUUGAAAAGCAUCCGCUAUGCCCGUCGAUACUUCGCCAGUCACAAGACGAAGAUGACUGCUCUCCGGAACCCGAGAGGAACAACCAUUGCAUCGAGAAGGGGAUGGAGAAAAUCGUCUACGACUUCUACUCUGAUCUCUUCGACAGCCAUGUUCACUUGCCUCCUUACCAUCUGA